GUGAUACAUACAUAGGUGUCACCUGCAGGCUGCAAAUUGCAGUUGUCAGUUGUCACUUUUAGCUAGCGUAGGUUGGAAUUGAAAUUUUUGAUGUGUACGAGCAUUUUAUAAUUUUAGCGGAUAAAGUUGUUGUAAAAAACUUUACAAUGGCUAAAAGAACACAACCACCUUGGUCUUUGCCUUCCGGUGAAGAAAAAAGACCAGUUUUAAAUCUUUAUAAUAGUCUGACCCGACAGAAAGAGGAAUUUGUUUGUGGUCAUGGCAAUCGAGUGAACUGGUAUAGCUGCGGACCAACUGUGUACGACGCCUCGCACAUGGGACACGCGAGGUCAUAUAUAUCAUUUGAUAUUCUGAGGCGAGUUUUGACCAAUUACUUUGGGUAUGAUGUGUUGUAUGCAAUGAAUAUAACCGACAUUGAUGAUAAGAUUAUAAAGAGAGCGAGACAGAACUACCUGUAUGAGAAUUAUGUGAAAGACACGAAAACAUUGGACCAGAUCGUGGACGAUGCAACCGCAGUAAUAGACUUCUAUGAAGGUAUCGUCAGAGACGCCAAUGAUCCCGAUAAGAAGAACACCUUGCAGAAGAUGCUGGACAGUGUUGCUUCAGCCGUAAAAACUUUAAAAUCAGCACUUCAAGAAAAUAAAUCUGAUAAAAUCGAAGAAGCAAAAAGUGAUCUCUUAAAAUCAGCUAAAGAUCCCAUAUCAGUCUGGUUGGAUGAAAAGUACGGUGUGACCGUCACGGAUAAUGGGAUAUUUCAAACACUGCCCCGAUAUUGGGAAAAUGAGUUCCACAAAGACAUGAAAGCUCUCAAUGUCCUGCCCCCCGAUGUGUUGACCAGAGUCAGUGAGUACAUUCCACAGAUAAUAACCUUCAUCCAAAGGAUCAUUGACAACGGCCUGGCUUACGAGUCCAACGGUUCUGUGUAUUUCAAUGUGAGCGAGUUUGAUGGCAAAGAUAAGCAUUACUACGCCAGACUGGUCCCCGAGGCCUACGGGGACAACAAAUCUUUGCAAGAAGGGGAAGGUGACCUAACCGAUAGCACAGCCGAGAAGCGCUCACUCAAUGAUUUCGCUCUCUGGAAGCAGAGCAAGACCGGCGAGCCGUCGUGGGAGUCCCCGUGGGGUCGCGGCCGACCCGGCUGGCACAUAGAGUGCUCCGCCAUGGCCUCGGACGUGUUCGGAGACAACCUCGACAUCCACACCGGCGGAGUGGACCUGAAGUUCCCCCAUCACGACAACGAGCUGGCUCAGAGCGAGGCUCACUUCGACAAGCCGGGCUGGGUGAACUACUUCCUCCACACGGGCCAUCUCACGAUAGCCGGCUGUAAGAUGUCCAAGUCCUUGAAGAACUUCAUCACCAUAAAGCAGGCCCUGGAGCAGCACUCGGCGCGGCAGCUGCGGCUGGCCUUCCUGAUGCACGGCUGGAGGGACACCCUGGACUACUCGCACAACACCAUGGACAUGGCGCUCCAGGCUGAGAAGCUGUUCAAUGAGUUCUUCCUGACGGUGAAGGAUGCCCUCCGCAGUCUCCCGGAGUGCGAGGGGCCGUGGAGCGAGCCCGAGCGGCGCCUGGCCGGGGCGCUCACCGCGGCCAGGGAGCACGUGCACCAGGCGCUAUGCGAUAAUGUGGACACUCGUUCAGCGCUGGACGCGCUCCGUGAGCUGGUGAGCGCUUGCCACGUGUACCUGGGCGGAGUUGCCGAGGUUCCCCGGAGCGCCCCGCUACUUCGAGCCUCCGCCCUCUACGUCACCGAUAUACUCCACGUGUUUGGAGUCAUCGAGGGCCCCCGAGGGCUCAUAGGGUUCCCGGCGGCCGGGGCCGGAGAAGUGGCUCUGGAGGAGGCCGUGCUGCCGUACCUGGAGGUGCUGGGUUCGUUCCGGGCGGACGUGCGGGGGGCGGCGCGGCGGGCGGGGGCGGGGGAGGUGCUGACUCUGUGUGACCGCCUGCGAGACGAGCUGCUGCCCGAGCUGGGCGUGCGGCUCGAGGACAAGCCCGAUAGGACGGUCGUGAAGCUGGUCAACAAGGACGAGCUGAUCCGGGAGAGAGAGGAGAAGAAGAGGCAGGAGGAAGAGAGGCAGAGGAAGAAGAGGGAGCUGGCGGACGCCCAGAGGGCCAGGGACGAGCAGAAGAAGAUACCGCCCGAGGAGAUGUUCCGCAGAGAAGCGGGGAAGUACUCGCAGUUUGACGAACAGGGCCUGCCCACGCACGACCACGAGGGCAAGGAGCUGAGCAAGGGUCUCAUCAAGAAGCUGCAGAAGUUGCAGCAGCUCCAGGAGAAGAAGUACAAGGAACACCUGGCGAGCCUCGGGAACUGAUCCGCGCGCAGGGAGCGGGAGAUGUACUUGUCAAUAUUGAAACUUGCUAACGAUGAGAAUGAUAGCGGAGACGACUCGCGGAGCGUCCACUAGUGUUAAACAUGUUAAGGAACGCGCUGGCCUGCUUAUUCAGCCGCUGUGUUGUAUAAAAAGACUCAUAUCUCUGUCCCUUCAUUUAAAAUCUCACAUCGCCAGCGGUAUAUUUUUGUAUCAAAUUUUAUUAAAUUGUAAAUAAAGUUUCUAACAUCA
Messenger RNA from Danaus plexippus (monarch butterfly), 2564 nucleotides. It is a transcript of the gene CysRS, whose product is annotated as cysteine--tRNA ligase, cytoplasmic. The transcript is spliced from 12 exons. Bases 147 to 2315 code for a protein of 722 amino acids. The record is from RefSeq and is a predicted model, not a curated record. Gene Ontology annotation, cellular component: cytoplasm. Lineage: Eukaryota; Metazoa; Arthropoda; Insecta; Lepidoptera; Nymphalidae. Gene Ontology annotation, molecular function: cysteine-tRNA ligase activity; ATP binding. Gene Ontology annotation, biological process: cysteinyl-tRNA aminoacylation.